GCAGGCUACUGGGCUCUGCCCACACACCUACCAGACUCGGUUCCUAAAAGCCAGCUCGGAGCAAUCCCUUUGGGCUGCAGCCAAAUCCCUGAUGUGAUUUUAAGGAAGACCAGCAGGUCCGGGUCUCCAGGGGUCAACCCCACACAAAUCCCCCGCACUUUCCCGCAUGUAGGCCUGCGGGCGUAGAGGGCGUGGAAUUCACAGCCUCCCCACCCAUCCGCAGGGGUCUCCUGGGAGGAAUCCACAGGCGAUGGGAACCCUGAAGCUGAGCUACGGCGUCCGCCCGAGCCUUUUCUUAAAUGCGCCAACCCCGGAAGCGGGGCAUCCAAGGGAGCGAGCGACGGGCCACGCACGUCCUGGCGUUCAGUACGGGGCAGCUUCUCCGGCUGGUGGGAGGGUGGGGAGCCUCUCAGGCAGGGUGGCAACCAACUAUAUCUGAGGACCAGAGCCAUUUUAGGGCACCAGAACUUGUGACCUUUCCAUCUCCACCCAGCUGGGUCCAGGGGCCACUCUCAGCACCCACCUCAGCAGCUGACAUCAUACGGCAGACUUGGGAACCUGGAAGCACUCUGGAGAACCUUUUCCUGAGACAUGGAGCUUUGGGGCCGAAUGCUGUGGGCCUUCCUGUCUGGCCCAGGGAGAGGGGGACGUACCCUGGGCUGGGCCUUCAGCUCAUGGCAACCCCAACCACCUCUGGCUGGGUUAUCCAGUGCCACAGAACUGGUCAGCCACUGGACUAGGGUCUUUGAGAAGAGAGGUAUCCCUGAGGCCCGGGAAUCCAUUUCAGAGCCUGAGGCCGGCACUUUGGACCCAGCCCUUGACCUCUCAGCAACUACAGUGUAUCCAGGAGCUGAGUAGCCGUCGAUUGCAGAGGCAUGGUCCUGUUGUUCCUGGCUCUGUCACUGAUGACCACCUGGCUGCCCUCUCUGCAGGAUGCCGGUGCAGUACAUCCUUGGAGAGUGGGACUUUCAGGGGCUCAGCCUGAGGAUGGUGCCCCCAGUGUUUAUUCCUCGGCCAGAAACAGAGGCAAUCAUUUGUUUGGUGCAGAAGAGGCUUGGAACAGGGAGGUUUGCACCUGCUGGCCAAGUUCUGCCUGGCUUGGACUUGACAUCCUCAGGGAACUGGUUGAGUGGGUGCUGGAAGAGGUGGCUCAGAGGUCCUAUGCUGUGGGAUCCCCAGGCAGCCCCCUCAUUCUGGAGGUAGGCUGUGGAUCGGGAGCCAUCUCCCUCAGCCUGCUGAGCCAGCUCCCUCAGAGCCGAGUCAUUGCUGUGGAUAAGGGGGAGGCUGCCAUCUCUCUGACCCAUGAGAACGCUCAGAGGCUUCGGUUGCAGGACAGGAUUUGGAUCAUCCACCUUGACAUGACCUCAGAAAGGAGCUGGACACACCUGCCCUUGGGCCCUGUGGACCUGGUCGUCAGCAACCCUCCCUACGUCUUCCACCAGGACAUGGAACAGCUGGCCCCCGAGAUCCGCAGCUAUGAAGACCCUGCGGCCCUGGACGGUGGGGAGGAGGGCAUGGACAUCAUUACCCACAUCCUGGCCCUGGCACCCCAGCUCCUGAAGGACUCUGGUAGUAUCUUCUUAGAAGUGGACCCAAGGCACCCGGAGCUUGUCAGCAGCUGGCUUCAGAGCCGGCCUGAACUGUACCUUAAUCUUGUGGCUGUGCGCAGGGACUUCUGUGGGAGGCCCCGGUUCCUGCAUAUCCAGAGGUCUAGGCCAUAGUGUGGCUGCCCUGUGGAUGCCUUGUCUGUGGCGCCAGCCUGACCAGAGGGAGGUGGAUGGCACUUUCCAGAACCCAGGUGCUUAUGGUAUUUCCCAAGGUUCUGUGAUUUCCCCAUGCUCUGCAUUUCUGGGAUAUUUCUAGGACACCUGGGUAAACCCAAGUUCUCAGUCUGGCUCCAUCACAUCAGGAUGGCCGAGGGCAGUUGCUGUGUGUUGCUGAAAUAGAUGUGGGAGUAUUGGGGGAUAUGGCCAGUAAAGUAUUGAGAGACUAACAAAUGGUGACCUAAUGAUUUGUGCAUGACUUGCAGGUCCCCUGACCCCUUACUCCCAGGUAGCGCUGGGGUGAGAGUUUCCUUCUGCCCCAGCAGGGCUGGCCGUCAGUCCCCUGCUUGGUAGGGGUGUGCAGGUGCAGCGUGGAGGAGGAAGGCACAUGAGUCCUCACUCCUGGCCUUGGAUACCAUGGGGCCUGGUGUAGAGCAGCUCACUCCCAGGGACUGAUCAGUCCUCCACUGCCCUGGGUGCAUGCGUACACACUUCUCUGGCCAAGCCUGGCUCAAGCACAGGAAGCUCAUCUGCAUUUCGGCUCAAGGAUGACUGCCUGCUUUCUGGAGGGGAGGGCCUGGAGGUCCUUGCUGCACAGUUCCUGGGUCGCACAUCCACAUUGAUUUAACGGAAGGCUUGAGCCAGUGAGGGGUGUUUCCUUUUUAUCCCCAUAGCUUUUAACUAAAACAUCCCUCCUGAGUUGACCCCCUGGGGUUUCAAAUAACGCAUGUGUACCUGGUUGGGACUGGUGAGAGUGAGAAACUGAGAUACUGGGCACAGGAUUGUGGCCUCCACCCCAGCUCUGGUCUGUGCAGACUCAUGGCCACCAGGAGGCCUGCAGAUCCAGCCUUCCUAUCAACAGUGACAGGAAAUCUCUAGGUUGGUGAGUACUGGUGGUGUGAGCCUGCUUCAGGGUGGGUCCUAAGGAACAUGGCAAACCAGGCUGGCUUAUUCCACUAGACUGCCCCCUGCCACUCCAGCACUUCCAGGGCCUGGCAGUAUGGUCUGAUGGGCAGCAUCCUCUGCUGCAGCCAGGAGAGCUGAGUUCCAAGGCUGUGUCCUGCAGUGGGACCUUGGGCAGCUCCUUUCCCUGUGAGAAGCUGGCUCUUCUGAGUCCAAGGCCAACGCCAAGUGGCAGCCUCUUUCCUCUUAGCCAAGUGGAAUGUGCAUGCUGGCAUCUGAAUGUCCAUUUUCCAGGCAGAGAGAACAAGAGAAGGUGUGGACUGCCUGAGGUCCCAUGACAGUGGCCAAGUGGAGAUAGUAAGUUAGAUCCCUCCCUUUGGGGAGCCUAUAUUGCUGGAGUCAUAACCAGCCUAAGUGUCGCCCUGCACUAUGGCUGGAGGAUGCAUUUGGCAGAGGUCACGCUGCAGUUUCCAGCGCCCCAGUGGCCUGCCCCAUGCCCAGCCCCAGCUGCAUGAACCCUGAGCUGCCCCUGGCUUCCUUUGAGGAGGCUGCUCCAGAAGGAACCUGGGUCGGGAGGGCAAAGGGGUGCACAACCAGGGCGAGGCUCCCACUCCCUGAGUCCUCCGUGCUCACAGACCUUUGCCUGCUAAGGUCCUCACCAGUGUUGCCCUUUCUGUCUUCCUCCCUGUGCCCUUUGGCUCUUGCUGUCUUCAGCAGCAUCUCAGGGCAGUUGCCCUGACCUUAGUGUAGUCUGUCAUCCCCUACCCCUCAGCCAGUCCUGACUUCCCUGAUGGUCUCACCCUCCUGGCCUCAGGCCUAUUCCUGAGGAAGGGCCUUGGCGAGCUUGUGGAUGUUGCACCAGAAGAGAGUGCAGUGUUGGAGAGUGACAGUGUUGGGGCAGCUGGGGCCACAAGCAGGAGCCGCCCUCGGGGACAACUUUCUGCCCAGAAAAAUGUGCAGCUUGACUCUGCUGAGGAAAAGGUCCAAGCCAAGAGGACUGGCAGGUGGGGCCUCAAGCCUGCAGCCACUGGCUUGAUUGGGCCCUGGACAUUGAGCCCUGAUGUUGUAGCCACACCAGCCUGGAUUUCAAUCCCAGAAUCUGCCCCUCACCACAAUGUGACCUUGGGCAGAUGACUUCACCUCACUUAGCCUUGGCUUCUAAGACUGAGAAAUGUGACUAAAUGCUUUAUUUCAUAGGAUGCGUGUGAGGAGCCCAUGGAAGGUGCCUGACUUGGCAUAUUGUGGCAUUUUUUCUUGCCUUCCUCAGAGGGCAGACACUGGGAGGAAGGCCCUGAUGCCCUCAGGUGUCCAUCUGAUGCUUGGGACCAACAUAAGGCAGGCAGGGAUACAAGGCAGUCUGGAAAGAAGGGUAGGCAGGAGUUUCAGUCUUGGGCUCUUGACUCCUCAUCGUUGUCUGGAGAUGGAGCCAGCAGGCUGGUAGCCUGGCAGCCCACAUCUCCCCUCAGCCCCUCCUCACUAUGGCCCCAGUGCCUUGAGGCCCAGGCCAGGGCAGCCAGUGGCUCCAGCUCAGGGAAAGCCAGGCUCACCUGCCCUAUCCCCUCCCUUGCUCCUGAGGCCAAAGCCAGAGACUCGAACUACCUCCCCACCACCACCAGCAUAUGUCAAGGAGCACUUGCAGGCAGAAUGGGAGGAGGACAUGGAGCUGAUGGUGGAGUCCAGGCUGUGCAGGCCCCUGAGGUCUUGAGAGAUGUGCCUACUGCCCAUGCAGCCUCCUUCAGCCAGAGCCCAGAGCACAGACAGGAGUGUAGGAGCCCCUGUUUGAUGUACUCUGGGAAAGUAUUCUAUCUCCUCUUCUGAUAGUUGGGGAAACUGAGGCCUUGUCUCACAGUUGGAUGCUUUUCCCAGUUGUCAAUGGGUUUCUCCAUGGGGCUCAUCCAGCUGCCUUAUUGAAAUAUGCCUCCAACCUUGUAAAUGCAAGAAAUCUACUCUUUUUGGCUCCUUUACCCCCACCUGGGCCCUGGGCCAUUGGCUGCUCCCAAUCCCUGCCCCAAACACUUAGCUGGCUCCCCAUGACUUAAGUGUGUUCUCUUGUGUCCUAUGGAAUCCAGUUCUGAAGAGAUGGGGGAGGACAACUGUGGGAAAAGCCCUGGGGGCCCUCCCAAGGCCCCAUCAGUGCUCUGAGUAGGCUGCCAUCAGAACAAAGGGUUCCACUGCUGACAAGGUUUGAGAACUGCUGGCUUGAGGUGGGAACCCCUUUAACCUCUGCGGGACAGCAUAUCUUUCCCUAUCCACCUUCGAUUCUUUUCUCUCUUUUUUCUCUCUCUUCAUUGGCUCCUUCUUAGUGGAUUCUUUUCUCUACUGCCCUGGGCUUCAGCCUUUGCGCAGCACUGUUGAUGCCCUGAACACACACCUUCCCUCUGCCCAGGCAGUGCAAACGAUCCACUUCUUCAAGCUCCAACACAAAUGCUGCUUCCUUUAGGACACCUGCUCUGUGCUCUUCCUGCCUCCCCUAGCUCAUACCUCUGCUGGCACCAAUGACCUUCUGUACUAUGCCUUCAGAAACCUUCUUAUCCCUCUCAUCUCUGGGGCCCCCUGUGGAUCUGGCAUACCCAAGUUCAGUAAAUGUCUACCGGUAAGCUGAUGGUACAUGCAUUUUCUAGAAUAGAGCUGGGACUUCCCAUGUGGCCCACAUCUGACCUGGUGGCCCAUGUAUUCCGGUCAUUAGGGAGAGGAAGCCAUGAGGACCUGGCCUUCUGCCCGACCCAGGCAGCCAUUCAAGUUGAGCAGUGGCCACUUCGAAUGCUCAAGUGCACCUGAUCCCUGUGCGACAGCCGUGCCAGGAGAACUGGCUGUCCUUGGCGGCAGUAGGAGCAGGCGCCAGGUUUCCUGGAGCUCUUGGCUUCGGCCAGCCUCCAGCCAGAGUCCUGGCUAGGACAGAGACCUGAUCUCCCCCUCAUGACUUUCUACCUUGGACAAGCCCCCUGAACUGGAUUUGGGACUGUCAAAGCAACUCUACCACUGCUCUGGUAGGCUGAACAGUGACCCCCCAAAAUCGCAGUGUCUUAAUCACCUAAUCCUUAACAUGUGACUAUAUUACCUUCACAUAGGAAAAUAGACUCUGCAGAUGUGAUUAAGGAUCUUGAGAUGGAAAGAGUCUCCUGGAUUUUUCAGGUAAACUGAGUAUAAUCACAAGGGCCUCUGUAAAGGAGGCAGGAGUGUCAGAGUGACGGAAGAAAAUGUAUGUAACAAUGGAAGCAGAGGUCAGAGUGAUGCAACUGCUGCAGGAAGAGCCAUGAGCCAAGGAAUGCAGACAGCCUUUUCUUCCCUGGGGCCUCAAGAAGAAUGCAGUCCUGCCAACACCUUGAUGUUAAGCCCUGUGAAACUGAUUUCAGAUUGCUGACCUCCAGAAUAGUAAGAUCAUAGGUUUGUGUUGUUUUCAGCCACUAAAUGUGUGAUAAUUUGUUACAGCAGCCAUGGGAAAUGAAUACAGAUUGUGGUGCCCAAAUUAGUGCUGCUGUAACACAUGCCUACUGAUUGAAGUGGCUUUGGAAUUGCAAUGUGGAAAUGGGCAGAGGCUGGAAGAGUUUUGAGUCAUGAUAAAUUGCCUUAACCACCUCUCUUCAGAUAGGUGAUGUGGCCCGGUGAACUCUUACUCAACCUUCAGACCUAAACUGCCCGGGCUCCCCAUUUUUUACUCAUAUUUGGAGAGAGGUGGCCCUUUCCCAGAGUGAGAAGACUGGAAGACUGACCAGCAUGGGUCCCAGAAGGGAGUGGCUGAGGAAUGGUACUGGGAUGUGGGGAGAGAGUGCAAGGCUGGCCUCCAUGACCCAUCUCCAGAGACUGGGUCCAGAGAGGACCUCAGAGACUGGGGCCAAGGCUGUUCCUGCUUUCCUGUGGAGUUAAUGUGACUGGCCCAGGACCCCUUGGGUGUGUGAGGAUGAGCAGGGGCCCUGUACUCUCUGGGUUGCAAGUACUGCAUCUGUGAAAUGAGCACAGCAGCCCCUGACUUUGAGGAAAUGGGCCUGGCCCCUCCAUGUAAGCCAUAGGCCUGAGCAGAGCUGUGUCACCAUUCUGUUCCUAUGGUGGAAUGGGGCUAUCCCUGGGGUUCUCAACCUCCUGGUCCCUAAAACUGAAGUGGCCAACUGGUGCCCUCAGCCUUGUCCCUGUCCAGGCUGGGACUAGGACCUCCCUCUCCAGGGGUACUAAGGGACUCUGGAGACACUAUCCCACCUGGCUAAGGCUUAGGGCUCCUGAGGCCAGUCCUAACCCAGGAGCCAUAUGGAGAACUACUGGGAAGCCAGACAUGGGCCUCAUGCUGGGUUUCAGAACUGAGAAGCUAGGGGACAGAGAGCAUGGACACCUGGGUUCAAGGGUCACCUUGGCCCCAAAUCACCUAGAUACACUUUGGAUGAAGCCAGGAGGGCCUGUUUAUACUGGAAGGGGUGGGUCUUGGCAAGGCUUAUGUUCAAUCCCUGAUCUUUUUUUCCCAGAGAGGGAUGGGGCUUACUUGAAGUAACACAGCACUUGACUACUGACUCCCAGUGUGGUGCUCUCAUCUGCCAUUGCUUCCAAGGGCCUGUGGUUAGUUAAUUAAGUUAAUUAGGUGGUGCUCAUAUGGCUGUCCUUGUAGCUACUAAACCCAGGGAUUCAGGCCCAUAAAGCCCUCUGGGCCAUGUUUAUGGGCAGGUAAGAGCCACAUUAGGCCAACUGUAGCCCCUGAGUGUGCGGACAGAUUUGGGUCCCAUCAGAAACUGGUAGCUGUGGGAGGAGAGCAGGAUAUCCCCCGCUUGCGGAAUGAGUGGGCGCUUUCCCGGUGAGGGAACUGACUGUACAACCCCCAGCCUCUUCCCCCCCAGGGCCCUCCUGAGAUGUCUGGAAGGACCUUUGGGAUCUUUGGCCUCAUAACCAGGAAUCAGAAGCUUCAAAUUCUAGGGGCCCCUUUUCUUCCAAAGACGACUUCUCACACAUACAACAGUCCUGCAGGAAAAUGGUCAGGAAAGGCCAAGUUUACAGCUCACAGAGUGGGAAAGGCAGGGAAGCCUACCUCAGCCUCACUGAAAGCCCUGAACUGGGCUGACCUCCACCUGCCCCAGCUAUGCCUAAAGGGGGAGGGUGUGACAGCUCAGAGUAGCCAUGCCCCAUGGUAGGCAGGCCUGGCUAAGUGGCCCCCUUCCCAGGGUCUAGAGUCUUCCUCAGACACUAACUCUCAGAGCAGAGGAUGUCACCUUUUUGCUCCGUCUUGUACUAGGUCUGCAGCCCUUUUCUGGGGCAUGUGGCUGGGGAAAUGGUGGGAUCAGAUAUCCCCUACUGAGCCCAGGGAGCAGAUUGUUGGUGCCUGAAACACAGAGAUCCCUGUGCUACAGAUGAGGCUUAGCAGGACAGGAGCAGAGUUGGGGCACAAUCCCAGGUCUCCUCUCUGGCUCCAAGCUGCCGGUCUUUCCUUUGCCACCUGAAGACCCCCUACCCUGCCUUGCUUUCCAGGAACAGGCCUGCCUGCCUGGAGAGGCGGCCAAGUCCCUCUGCUCUUCCUGGAAGUCAGCGUGAGGCUGAGCUACAUGACCAAGCAAAGCAAACUAGGACUACAGGUGUGAACCACCCUGCCUGGCUCAUUUUUAUUAUUAUUUUUUUUUUUGUAGAAACAGGGUCUCUUGAUGUUGCCAGGGCUGGCACAUGGGGUUUUUAAUUGUCCCUACAUUACAAAGUUGAGGACAUCAAGGCUCAGCAGGAUGCAGUUACGGGUCAGCAGGAUGCAUAGCUAGACUGGAAGGGAGGAUGAGGCUGCCAUUGGUGCCCAUUUGACUAUCAGAGACACUGAGGCCAGCAUAACUAGGUCCUGGGCUGUCCCCUACAGAGCUUAAUGCAGAAGUCACCUGGGCUUGUGGACCCUUGGAGCAGGAGCAAGGGUUUCCAGGACUGUCCCUAGAGGGCUUUCUAGAAGACCUGCAGCUACACCUGGGUGUGUCUCCUGAGGUAUAGGGCCAGGGCCUCAGUCUCUCAAGACCUACUAUGUGUCAGGCACCAGGGAGAUGAUACCAAGUGGAGGGUCCUAUAGAAUAUGGUGCAUCCUGCGCCAAGUACUUCGGGAGAUGAUACCAAGUGGAGGGUCCUAUAGAAUAUGGUGCAUCCUGCGCCAAGUACUUCCAGGAUUAUCUUACUCAACCUUCAUGACAUCCUGAGAGAUGGAGGCUGUGAACCCUCUCAUUAUACCUACGAGGAAACAAACAGAGGGGCUAAGAAACUUGCUUGUAUGCUGUCUGAGCUGUGAUUCUGGCACAGGCUGAGUGACCUGGAGCUGGAUGCCUUAGUCGUCACACCAGGCUUGAGGAGGGGCGGAUAGGACAGGAAUAUACCAGGCAGUAGGGACAGUCUGGACAAAGGCCUGGAGUUCUGCAGACACAUGGGUAGGGAUGUGUAGGGGUAAGCUGGUGCUGGGGGGUGCCCUUGGCUGAGCGCUGAAUGCAUUUCUGGGGACCAGGACCCUAAAGAGGUUUUUGAGCUGAGUUACAGAGUUAAGAGAGGCAUUGAGGCUGCUCUUUCUGGAUUCCAGGAAAAAGGGACCGGGGCAGGAGGUUGCAACUGUCCAGGGUCUGGAGGCGGCUGGAGUCUGCAGCAGUGGCAUCAGAUACUCUGGAACAGAACUGACUCAGCCAUUGCUGAGGGGUUGGAUGUGGGAUGGCCAGGACCACCACAAUGGGCCCAGGGCUCUGAUUGGGACCUGGGGGAAAUGGGGCCACCUGAGUUGGAGGCUGGGGUGCUGGGGGGGACAGUCGGGAAGCUUGACAGCAUAGGAUGCUUUCAGAAUAUCUGAGAGGCAGCAUCGGAGUGUCUGGAGAUGCAAAUGUGACCAUGUGGGGACACAGUCCAAAGGCAGCCCUUGAGGUAGAGUUGGGAAGAACACCCUCCUAGACCUGAAGUGCUGACAACAGUACCGGGCAUCUGCAGUAUGUAAACUAGUGCCAGGUGCCGCACACACUUUGUCAUGAAUCUUUCUGUUGGCACAUCAGGGAUCCCUUCCUUGGCCCACUAUACGGAUGAAGGGACUGAGGCUUAACCUGCCCAAGGUCACACAGCCAGCAACUGGCCAUGCUGGAGUUUGAACCUAGUCCUCUGACGUCCCAGCCAGGAGAGGCGUGACCAGGCUGCAGAGGCCAAAUGCAGCCCAGAGCCUCAACCCCCAGAGGGGCCCCAGGAGCCAGUGAGGUGCCCCACAGCCAACGUGGGCUCCAGAGUGAAGGGGAAAGUGAUGAAUGAAACAGAAAGCAGCAGAGGCAGACUGAGCUCUCUCCCGUCAGCCUGGGUGCCAGAUUUUCACGCCCACAGCAAAGGGGCCAGGCAGAGCGCUAGGUGUGGGGCAGGAGAGGGCAGUGAAAGUGGUUGCCACUGAACCCAGACUCUGAUACACUCUGGAUAUGGGUGGCGCAGACUGACAGACACCCAGCCCAAUUCCCGACUGAAAGUUGAGUCCAUCUCAGCAUGUGAGGAUAUGAAGUUUGCUUUGUCACAGGGAGCAUUUCAGGUCCCUAGGCCUGUGAGGUUCUGGGAUGAGGCACCAGAUGCAUGUGUCUAAAAACCCUUGUUGAAGGCACUCCACAGCUCAAGAACUGACCGUUGCUGCCUACUCUCUUGGCCCGCACUGAAAACCACUGUUUCUUCAUCAUUUCCCUCAGCCCUCCUGCCUCAGUCCCCCAGAACUUUGGAGCUGAUUCUUUCAAAGCACGUUUCGUGUGCAACUCAAAUACAUAUUUUUUAACAGAUAAAAUGAGCAUCUUGUUAGCA
This is a messenger RNA of Rhinopithecus roxellana (golden snub-nosed monkey), 10403 nucleotides long. RefSeq names its product HemK methyltransferase family member 1 (gene HEMK1). The transcript is spliced from 12 exons. The record is from RefSeq and is a predicted model, not a curated record. Gene Ontology annotation, molecular function: protein methyltransferase activity; DNA binding; N-methyltransferase activity. NCBI's taxonomy places the organism in Eukaryota, Metazoa, Chordata, Mammalia, Primates, Cercopithecidae. Gene Ontology annotation, cellular component: mitochondrion. The coding region runs from base 876 to 1721 and encodes 281 amino acids. Gene Ontology annotation, biological process: protein methylation.